AUGGGACAUUCAAACGAUAGCUUCAAACCAAACUUUAUUCAUUCCUCAGAUAUUCCUCAAAAAGUGGCGGCAUUAAUACAUUCCAUUGCAUGGUCCAAGAUAAAGUCACAUGAAAUGCAAUGCGAAAACAUUCCUUUUGAAGUCACUGUUAAUGUCGAGUUGAACAUCUUGGCUACGAGGAGCCCCUUGCUGCGGCCAAAGUUUGACAUUUUGCUACAGAAAAACAUGAUCUCAGUUGCUAAGAAACACAAUGUACUAGGUUCUACGAAACAGCUGAAUAGUUACUUGCACGAUAUUCUUCAGCAGAAAGUAACAUCAUUAUAUUCUUCUGCUUCUUCUACUACUACUAUCCAGCCACAUGCAUUGAAAUCAUCAAAUGAGACUUUUAUUGUUCGUUUUAUUCUAAGUCUCAGCGUGAAUAGGCUCAAGAACAUUCAUCUUGUGGAAAAUGAGGAUUACAGUAUUUUAAAGCUCUACGAUCCAAGUGACGAGCUUAUAUACAAAAUCGCAGAGUAUAUUCAGUUGGUAUACGAUAAAAUGAGAGUCAAUAGGGAAGAAGACGCAAAACAUGGAAUCAAUACCGAGGAAGACGCAAAAAAUGGAAUCAAUACUGAGGAAGACGCAAAGCAUGGAAUCAAUACUGCAUUGGUUGCAAAUUCAGAUGCUAGUAGUGACUCAACUUUCGAAGGUAGCGGAGACGAAGAAUUUGACCGUUCCUUUGAGAAUGAGAUAUGUAAGAUAGAGCCUCUUGCGUCGAAUGAAACUUUGAUAGAUGAAUUUAAAAGAAGAUUUAGCGAUAUAAGUGAAGAAGAAAAGCUAUCCAGUAAAAAAAGUAAUAAGUUUUUGGAAAAUUUGAGUAACUUGAGACAUAACGAUAAAGAAGAGGAAGAGGAAAAAGAAAAGGAAAAGGAAAAGAAAAAGAAAAAGGAAAAGGAAAAGGAAAAGGAAAAGGAAAGGGAAAGGGAAAAUGAAAAUGAAAAGGAAGCGGCAAAAAUAAUAGAGGCAACCAAAAGCCAAACAAGAAAUGUGGUUAAGAAGAAUACAAUUAGUGAACCUGUGAGUCCACUUUCGCCUUUAUUCACAUCAAAUUUCAAUUUUCAACAAUUCAAUAUGGACGACUUGGUAGAAGUAGAAUAUGAACAAAACGUCAAUGAGGAUGAAACUUAUUAUAGAAGAAAUUCAAAGGACCAUCGAUUGACAAAUUCGUCGCCGGUUAAAAAUGGCAAUGGGGUAGGAGAAGGAGGAGGAGGUGAUGGUGAAAUUUUUAGAGUGUCACGGCAAUCAUCAUUUCAGUCACCACUGAAACAACGUAAAUCUUUAUCAAGGAUGUCUUCUGGUCACUCAUUAGCCAUGAUUAAUAGCGACGAGACAUUUGGCUUGGAGUACGCCUAUAAUUUGAAUUCAACUGACGUACCGACUUACAUUAAAAAGAAUAAAAAGUUUAAAUUUAUCAAGGUGGGUAAAGUGCAAAAGUUUGUCAACUUGUUCGAAGAACAGAGUCAAGCCGCCAAUCUAGACGAUUCAGUUAGCGCUAGUCGAAACGUGAGUAGAAUGGCUUCAAGGCCUACUUCACCAUUCGGGAAUUAG
Lodderomyces oxycetoniae is the source of this 1587-nucleotide messenger RNA. It is a transcript of the gene CTA9, whose product is annotated as Cta9p. The transcript has a single exon. NCBI's taxonomy places the organism in Eukaryota, Fungi, Ascomycota, Pichiomycetes, Serinales, Debaryomycetaceae. The coding region runs from base 1 to 1587 and encodes 528 amino acids. The record is from RefSeq and is a predicted model, not a curated record.